Messenger RNA from Tachysurus fulvidraco (yellow catfish), 3336 nucleotides. It is a transcript of the gene map3k20a, whose product is annotated as mitogen-activated protein kinase kinase kinase 20a. Gene Ontology annotation, molecular function: ATP binding; protein binding; protein kinase activity. The record is from RefSeq and is a predicted model, not a curated record. Gene Ontology annotation, cellular component: cytoplasm. The transcript has 20 exons. Gene Ontology annotation, biological process: protein phosphorylation. The coding region runs from base 241 to 2631 and encodes 796 amino acids. NCBI's taxonomy places the organism in Eukaryota, Metazoa, Chordata, Actinopteri, Siluriformes, Bagridae.
UGUGUGUGUGUGUGUGUGUGUGUGUGUGUGUGAUAGGGAGCCACCGCUGUUUCUAUAUAUUGUCAGCAAAGUAUAAAGUAGUUGUGCAACACGUGAAUCCCCGGCGGAAAGGCGAGUCGCGUGUGUCACGAGCUCCGUGGCGACCUUCACCAACCGUGAGACCCGUCCAGCCUACAGAGCGGACACGGUGCGGAGGAACAACACCUGGAGAGCAGAGUGUUUUAAAAGUGUCAUUAUGCCAUGGCGUCUCUGGGCGCCUCCUUCGUUCAAAUCAAAUUCGAUGACAUCCACUUCUACGAGAACUGUGGCGGCGGGAGCUUUGGCAGUGUAUAUCGUGCCCGCUGGAUCUCGCAAGACAAAGAGGUGGCGGUGAAAAAGCUGCUGAAGAUUGAGAAAGAGGCAGAGAUCUUGAGUGUCCUCAGCCAUCGAAAUAUCAUCCAGUUUUAUGGCGCAGUUCUCGAGUCCCCAAACUAUGGAAUCGUCACAGAGUAUGCCAGUAGAGGGUCGUUGUAUGAUUAUCUAUCAAGUGAUGCAAGUGAAGAAAUCAGCAUGAGACAGAUCAUGACCUGGGCAACAGAGAUAGCUAAAGGAAUGCAUUAUUUACAUGCAGAGGCCCCGGUCAAAGUUAUCCAUCGGGAUCUCAAGUCCAGAAAUGUGGUCAUGACAGCAGACAAAGUUCUCAAGAUCUGUGAUUUUGGAGCAUCUAAGUUUCACUCCCACACCACACACAUGUCUUUGGUUGGCACGUUCCCCUGGAUGGCCCCGGAGGUCAUUCAGAGCCUUCCCGUUUCUGAAACGUGUGAUACAUACUCCUAUGGAGUGGUCCUGUGGGAGAUGCUGACUCGUGAGAUUCCAUUCAAAGGGCUUGAGGGGCUGCAAGUAGCUUGGCUAGUUGUAGAGAAGAAUGAGAGAUUGACUAUUCCCAGCAGCUGUCCUGCCAGUUUUGCAAACCUGAUGAGGAAAUGCUGGGAAACAGAACCAAUGAAAAGGCCCCUGUUUAAAGAGAUCCUGUCCAUCUUAGAGGCCAUGUGCAAUGACAGCCAGCUCUCUGAUCAGUGCAAUUCCUUCCUGCAAAACAAAGCAGAAUGGCGGCGCGAGAUUGAGGCGACUCUAGAUCGCUUGAAGAAGCUGGAGAGGGACCUGAGCACUAAAGAGCAGGAGCUAAAGGAGAGAGAGCGCCGACUCAAGAUGUGGGAGAAGAAACUCAUAGAACAGUCCAACACUCCAUUGCUCCCAAACCUGGCCAUCCAUGUCUGGACAGAGGAGCAUGUGUACUUUUGGAUGUCGCAGAUAUUUGGGACAGACGGUGUAGAGUGCGAAAUGCAGCGCUACGCAGAUGUCUUCAAGAAGAACCACAUCACUGGACGCAGGCUGCUGCUCCUCUCUGAAGCAGAUAUGAGAGAUAUGGGCAUCUCCUCUAAAGGGCACAUCAUACACCUGAAGGCUGAAAUUGAAAAAUUAAGAAAUGAUUAUCUGGCACUGUUACAUUUCCCCCCACUAACAAAGGAUGAAUGGGAUGGAGAAGAGGAGGGGGAAAGCUGGAGGAAGACUGUGAAUCUGGAGCUGGUGUUUGGUUAUCACUGGAAACCAGGGACAGGUCCACAGGACUGCAAAUGGAAAAUGUACUUGGAGCUUGACGGAGAUGAAAUUGCUUUAACCUAUAUCAGAGACGUCACAUUUAAUGCAAAUAGACCGGAUGUGGAAGUCUUAAAGAUGACCAAGCCACCGUUUGUGAUGGAGAAAUGGAUUGUUGGGAUAUCUGACAAACAGACUGUUGACUGUACUGUAAAUUAUGAGAGUGAUGUCAGGUCUCCAAAGAACACAAGGCAUGUGCACUCAGUGCGGUGGAGCCUGGUUAGUGGUGCAGAUGAAAUCAGAGGUGUGGAGCUGCUCAUAGAAACACCACCAACAAAUGGGGACGGGAAUUUCAGGAGCCGUUCCAACUCUGGUGUUGAUCCUCAGUGGAUUUCCAGUCUGAGAUCAAAGCAAAUCAGAGAGAACCAAACCCAGGAGCUCCACAGUGCCAAUAUGAGCAGCCAAUCAGACAGCAUGACUCUCCCGCAGUUCCUGUCUGUUUUUGGUAACCAGUCGUCAUAUGCUUCUGCGGUGCGAAGAUCACCCAGUCGCAGCCCACUUUCACAAUGGGCCGACUCCCGAAGCUCUUCACCUACACUUUCAACCAAACUUUCCUCAAUCCACUUGGGGUCAAAGGGUAGCAGCCCAUCUAGUACAACUUCAGAGAGCACAUCAGAUAGAGAACGCUCUCAAAGCAGAAGAUACAUGUACAACUACCAAAGAAAAAACUCCUCUAGCUCUCUAACUGUGAGUGGAGGAGGAGACCGGAGAUUCUUUAGAGGGGGCGGUCAUACAUCUCAUAGCACCCCAAAAGGCGGACGACACCGGACCAACCACAUAGUACCCCAGAACCAAUUACCGAUAAUCCCAGGACUGGCAACCGCAACAGUAGGGGAAAAGCAGAAAGAUGAGCCUGAGGAUGCCAAAGGUACAGAAGGAGGAUGGAUUAAAGUAGAACGCAAAAAGCCUCUCAAACAAGACCAUAAGCAACUGGACCAGAGACAGCUCAGAGGUCGUCCAAGAAAGGGAGGAAGAGGGGGGCGUGGGCGGAGCUAAGGGUUUUAAUAAAUUAAAUUAUUGAACCAAAGAAAAAACAUUUUUACAAGAUGUACAAAUAACAGCAGAUAGAAGCAUAGUGUUGGCAUAAUAAGCUGCUUUGCAAGGAAUUAUAAACAGAAGUUUUUUAAACUAAAAAUUCAUGAUGUUUAUUUCACAGGCUUGCCAAAGCGAGAAACACAGGUUAAUAAUGAAAAAAGAAGACACUUUUAAAUGCACAAUAGCUUGAACUAAACAAAGACCUUUUUUCCUGAUCCAGUCUCAUUCUCCAAUAUAGAUGACAAAGCUGUAAAUUUUAACAACACAACAUUUUACCUGUGGUGAUUAAGCCGUAGAGCCAGUAAAGAUUUUUAUAUUGUUUUAUUUUUUUGUCUGUACAUAGAAAUAUAUCUGAAAUGUAUUUAAUGAUUAAAAAUCAAUCCUGUAAUGCAUGUUACAAUCACGUAUGCAAUUGUUUUAUAAAGGUGGGUGGGAAUAUACAAGCAAUAGAAUGAUUUAGAAGUUUCAUUUACUAAUGUUGUUAGGGAUUCACAUACACACACAUACACACACAGUCACACAUACACACAGCACUACCUACUAAUUAUGUGUAUUAGUAUUUGUAUUUUGUCUCAGGUUUCAGACUGUUGUGUAUUGUUAUAUAUUUUAUAUAAUUUAUCCACCUAUAUCAUAUUGUAUUCUCAAAAUAAAAUGGAUCCAAAAAGA